Messenger RNA from Bubalus bubalis (water buffalo), 5992 nucleotides. RefSeq names its product phosphatidylinositol-4-phosphate 3-kinase catalytic subunit type 2 beta (gene PIK3C2B). Gene Ontology annotation, biological process: phosphatidylinositol-3-phosphate biosynthetic process; phosphatidylinositol-mediated signaling; cell migration. Gene Ontology annotation, cellular component: phosphatidylinositol 3-kinase complex; plasma membrane; cytoplasm. The record is from RefSeq and is a predicted model, not a curated record. The coding region runs from base 491 to 5701 and encodes 1736 amino acids. The transcript is spliced from 35 exons. Gene Ontology annotation, molecular function: phosphatidylinositol binding; 1-phosphatidylinositol-3-kinase activity; 1-phosphatidylinositol-4-phosphate 3-kinase activity. NCBI's taxonomy places the organism in Eukaryota, Metazoa, Chordata, Mammalia, Artiodactyla, Bovidae.
GAACGGGAGGGGCAGGCGGCCGGGCUCGGGGCCCGCCCUCCUCCGCGCUUCGGGCGCUGCGGGCUGGGGCCGCGGCCUGCGGCUGCCCGCCCUGCCCGCGUCCGGCCGAGCCUCCGCUGCCGUGCAGUGCGCGGGGUCUCCGGGAGAUGGCUUCCCCGCGCUCGCCCGCGGCUGUCGCUAUUGUCUCCCCCGGGCCCGCCGGACCCCGCGGGCUCGCGCACGCCCUCGGCUGAGCCGACUCCCCAGCCGGUCCUCGCGCCCCUUCUGCCUCCCCGCUGCCCCGGGCCCGGCGCCCGCCGCGUGCUGCCCGGGAGGGAGCGGCCCGGAGGAGGCGGGGAGCCGCCGGGAGCCGGCAGCCCGGGUCUCCGAGCGCACGACCGCAGGAAACCGCAGUGGGCGCAGGUGCCCAGACACCAUGCCACAACUCUGCAGACUGGACGUUGCCAUGAAGUAGACGACUUCCUUGUCUGCGCUGUCCCCCAUCCUCACCAUGUCUUCGACUCAGGGCAGUGGGGAACACUGGAAGUCCCUGGAGUCGGUGGGCAUCAGCCGCAAAGAACUGGCCAUGGCUGAAGCCUUGCAGAUGGAGUACGACGCGCUGUCCCGGCUUCGGCACGACAAGGAGGAAAGCAGGGCAAAGCAGAACGCAGACCCCUCUCUGAUCAGCUGGGAUGAGCCUGUUCUGGACUUCUACAGCAAGCCAGCGGGAAGGCGGAAGGACCUCAAGCUCUUACGCGGUCUUUCUGGCUCUGAUCCUACCCUCAAUUACAACUCAGUCUCCCCACAGGAAGGGCUGCCCAACCACUCUACCUCCCGGGGCUCCCAGCCUGGCCCAGAUCCCUGGCCCAAAGGCUCCCUGGCUGAAGACUAUCUCUACAUUUUUGAUGGUUCAGAUGGGGGGCUCUCCUUGUCCCCAGGACCAAGGCACAGAGAAGACUCUUCUAAGAAACUGUCCCCGCCUCCUCUGCCUCCCCGAGUCUCUAUCUGGGACACUCCUCCCCUGCCUCCCAGAAAGGGGUCCCCCUCCUCUUCCAAGGUUUCCCAGCCCAGUGACAUCAACACUUUCUCUUCAGUUGAACAACCUCCAGGCAAGUUGCUGGGGCCCCGGAUCCUAGAAGAGGAGGAGGAGCUGGGAGGUGGGAGUCCGGGGCGGCCGCUGGGUUCCGUGGACUACGACGGCAUUAACGAUGCCAUCACACGGCUGAACCUGAAGUCGACCUACGAUGCAGAGAUGCUGCGGGAUGCCACCAGGGGCUGGAAGGAGGGUCGGGGGCCCCUGGACUUUGCCAAGGACACUCCUGGGAAGCCCGUGGCCCGGAGCAAGACCAUGCCUCCGCAGGUGCCCCCCCGCACAUACGCCUCCCGCUGCGCCAACCGGAAAAACGCAACACCCGGCAAGAACCGCCGCAUUUCUGCAGCCCCGGGGGACAUGCGGCCUUGGUCCUCCCCACCCCAGCCUGGUGCGGGGGCUCACUCCAGGACCGGGGCCCCUUCCGGCUCCCGGCCCACACCACCUCCUCGCCUUCGCCGGGCCUCCAGCCGGAGCGACCCUCCUCAUCCCGGGCCUGCAGGGCCAGCUGAGGAAACGGCUGGCUCCAAGUGCCGGCGCGGUACCCCUGCUGCCAGCCUCUGCCUUGCAGGUGCCCCCGGCCAGCAUCAGGCGAUGCCCCCAGGGCCUGCCGGCCGGGCAAACGUGGGCUCCCGGUCCCACGCCGUCGCCAAUGGCCACGAGCUGUUUGAGGUCUCAGAGGAGAGAGAUGAGGAAGUUGCUGCAUUUUGCCACAUGCUGGAUGUCCUCCGAUCCGGCUCUGAUGUCCAGGACUACUCCCUCACCGGGUAUGUCUGGAGCGCUGUCAGCCCGAGCCCAGAGCACCUCGGGGACGAGGUGAACCUGAAGGUGACUGUGCUGUGCGACAGCCUGCGGGAGCCGCUCACUUUUACCUGCAAUUGCUCCUCCACUGUAGACUUGCUCAUCUACCAGACCCUGUGCUACACCCGUGAUGAACUGAGGGAUGUCGACGUGGGUGACUUUGUGCUGAAGCCCUGUGGGCUGGAGGAGUUCCUGCAGAAGAGGAAGACCGGGCAGAGUGCCCCGCGGGACCAGGGCAAGCACGCCCUGGGCAGCCAUGAGUAUAUUCAGUACUGUCGGAAGUUCGGCGUCGACAUCCGGCUGCAGCUGAUGGAGCAGAAGGCCGUGCGCGGUGACCUGGCCCGCACGGUGAAUGAUGACCAGAGCCCCUCCACCUUGAACUACCUCAUCCACCUGCAAGAGAGGCCAGUCAAGCAGACCAUCAGCAGGCAGGCCCUGAGUCUUCUGUUCGACACUUACCACAAUGAGGUGGAUGCCUUCCUGUUGGCUGACGGGGACUUCCCACUGAAGGCCGACAGGGUGGUCCAGUCCGUCAAGGCCAUCUGCAACGCCCUAGCCGCCGUGGAAACCCCUGAGAUCACCAGCGCUCUCAACCAGCUGCCCCCCUGCCCUUCCCGAGUGAAGCCUAAAAUCCAGAAGGAUCCCACUGUCUUGGCCGUGAGGGAAAACCGAGAGAAGGUUGUGGAAGCCCUGACGGCUGCCAUCUUGGACCUGGUGGAGCUGUACUGCAACACAUUCAACGCAGACUUCCAGCCCGCGGUGCCUGGGAGCCGCAAGCACACCCUGGUUCAGGAGGCCUGCCAUCUCUCGGGGCCGCUGGCCUUCACGGUCUAUGCCACCCACCGCAUCCCGAUCAUCUGGGCUACCAGCUAUGAAGACUUCUACCUCUCCUGCUCCCUCAGCCACGGUGGCAAGGAGCUGUGCAGCCCCCUGCAGACCCGACGGGUCCACUUCUCCAAGUACCUCUUCCACCUAGUCAUCUGGGACCAGCAGAUCUGCUUCCCUGUGCAGCUGAACCGGCUGCCCCGGGAGACCCUGCUGUGUGCCACCCUCUACGCUCUGCCCGUGCCCCCGCCGGGGAGCUCCUCGGAGGCCAACAAGCAGCGGCGGGUGCCCGAAGCCCUGGGCUGGGUCACUGCUCCGCUCUUCAACUUCAGGCAAGUCCUGACCUGUGGCCGGAAGCUUCUGGGCUUAUGGCCAGCAACACAGGAAAGUCCCAGUGCCCGCUGGAGUGCACCUAAUUUCCAUCAGCCAGAUAGUGUGAUCCUGCAGAUUGACUUUCCCACCUCGGCCUUUGACAUCAAGUUCACCAGCCCUGCUGGAGACAAGUUCAGCCCCCGCUAUGAGUUUGGCAGCCUCCGGGAGGAAGACCAACAUGUGCUUAAAAACAUCAUGCAGAAGGAGUCCCUGCACUGGCUCACGGAUGCCGACAAAAAGCGCCUGUGGGAGAAGCGGUAUUACUGCCACGCGGAGGUGAGCGCGCUGCCGCUGGUGCUUGCCAGCGCGCCCAGCUGGGAGUGGGCCUGCCUCCCCGACACCUAUGCUCUGCUGGCGCAGUGGACCCCCAUGAACCACCAGGACGCCCUGGGGCUCCUGCAUGCCACGUUUCCAGACCAGGAGGUGCGUCGCAUGGCUGUACAGUGGAUCGGCUCCCUCUCCGAUGCCGAGCUGCUGGACUACUUGCCCCAGCUCGUGCAGGCCUUAAAGUACGAAUGCUACCUGGACAGCCCCUUGGUGCGCUUCCUCCUGAAGCGAGCGGUCUCUGACUUGAGAGUGACUCACUACUUCUUCUGGUUGCUCAAGGACGGCCUCAAAGACUCUCAGUUCAGCAUCCGCUACCAGUACCUGCUGGCCGCCUUGUUGUGUUGCUGUGGCAAGGGGCUGAGAGAGGAGUUUAACCGCCAGUGCUGGCUUGUUAAUACCCUGGCCAAACUGGCCCAGCAGGUCCGGGAGGCUGCCCCGUCCGCACGGCAGGGCAUCCUCCGCGCCGGCCUGGAGGAGGUGGAGCAGUUCUUCGUCCUCAAUGGCUCCUGCCGCCUGCCCCUCAGCCCCAGUCUGCUGGUUAAGGGCGUCGUGCCCAGGGACUGUUCCUACUUCAACUCCAACGCCGUUCCCCUCAAGCUCUCCUUCCAAAACGUGGACCCACUGGGCGAGAACAUCCGUGUCAUCUUCAAGUGUGGGGACGACCUUCGCCAGGACAUGCUGACCCUGCAGAUGAUCCGCAUCAUGAGCAAGAUCUGGGUCCAGGAGGGCCUGGACAUGCGCAUGGUCAUCUUCCGCUGCUUCUCCACCGGCCGGGGGAGAGGGAUGGUGGAGAUGAUCCCCAACUCUGAGACCCUGCGCAAGAUCCAGGUGGAGCACGGGGUGACCGGUUCCUUUAAGGACCGGCCCCUCGCCGACUGGCUGCAGAAGCACAACCCUGGGGAGGAUGAGUAUGAGAAGGCUGUAGAGAACUUCAUCUACUCCUGUGCCGGCUGCUGUGUGGCCACCUACGUCCUGGGCAUCUGUGACCGACACAAUGACAACAUCAUGCUGAAGACGACCGGCCACAUGUUCCACAUAGAUUUCGGCCGCUUCCUGGGCCAUGCCCAGAUGUUCGGCAACAUCAAGCGGGACCGCGCCCCCUUUGUCUUCACCUCGGACAUGGCGUAUGUCAUCAACGGGGGUGACAAGCCUUCCAGCCGCUUCCAUGAUUUUGUUGACCUUUGCUGCCAAGCCUACAACCUCAUUCGCAAGCACACCCACCUCUUCCUCAACCUUCUGGGCCUGAUGUUGUCCUGUGGGAUCCCUGAACUCUCAGACCUGGAAGACCUCAAGUACGUAUACGAUGCCCUGAGGCCUCAGGACACGGAGGCCAAUGCCACUACCUACUUCACCAGGUUGAUAGAGUCCAGCCUUGGCAGUGUAGCCACAAAGCUCAAUUUUUUUAUUCAUAACCUGGCUCAGAUGAAGUUUUUAGGCUCAGAUGAUCGGCUGACCCUCUCCUUUGCUCCACGAACACACACUCUCAAGAGCACAGGCCGCAUAAGCGAUGUGUUUCUCUGUCGCCACGAGAAGGUCUUCCACCCCAACAAGGGCUAUAUUUACGUGGUAAAGGUGAUGCGAGAGAAUGCUCACGAGGCCACUUACAUCCAGCGGACAUUUGAGGAGUUCCAGGAGUUACACAAUAAGCUGCGGCUGCUCUUCCCUUCUUCCCUCUUGCCCAGCUUCCCCAGUCGCUUCGUGAUUGGCCGCUCACGAGGAGAGGCGGGGGCCGAGCGGCGCCGGGAGGAGCUGAACGGCUACAUCUGGCACUUGGUCCACGCGGCCCCGGAGGUGGCCGAGUGUGAUUUGGUGUACACCUUCUUCCACCCCCUGCCCAGGGAUGAGAAGACGGCAGGCAGCAGCCUGGCUCCCAAGCCCUCAGAAGGCACAUGGGCCCGGCCAGUCGGGAAAGUUGGAGGAGAGGUGAAACUGUCCAUCUCCUACAAAAACAAUAAACUCUUCAUCAUGGUGAUGCACAUUCGGGGCUUGCAACUGCUCCAGGAUGGGAAUGAUCCCGACCCCUAUGUCAAGAUUUACCUCCUUCCUGACCCUCAGAAAACCACUAAGAAGAAAACCAAAGUGGCCCGGAAAACCUGCAACCCCACCUACAAUGAGAUGCUGGUGUAUGAUGGAAUCCCCAAGGGCGACCUGCAGCAGCGGGAGCUGCAGCUGAGUGUGCUGAGUGAGCAAGGGUUCUGGGAGAACGUGCUCCUCGGGGAAGUGCACAUCCGCCUGAGAGAGCUGGACCUGGCCCAGGAGAAGACUGGCUGGUUUGCACUGGGAUCUCGAAGUCCUGAGACCUUAUGAACACAGCGGAGCCCCGGCCUGGGACCCCAGGCUCACGGCAGAGCCGGGGAGAGGACUCGUCCCUUCUUGGGGAGGGGCAUGGCCCUCGGUGGGGCUCCCUGCCGUCCUGGCCUCCAGGGUGGGAGGCAGGGAGAGUAAGGAUGCUCUCUGCUGGCCCCUCCUCUGCAGACUGCUUUUGAGUUGGUUGUGAUGAGCAGCCCUGUGGAGGCUGUGAGGUUGCAGCAAAGUUUUAAGUUUACCUUGUGUCAAGGGAGCAAUGCCUGGAUUGAGGUGUGUGAGGUGCGCUGUAGA